This is a messenger RNA of Megalops cyprinoides (Indo-Pacific tarpon), 2258 nucleotides long. RefSeq names its product CCAAT enhancer binding protein alpha (gene cebpa). Gene Ontology annotation, biological process: DNA-templated transcription; regulation of transcription by RNA polymerase II; myeloid cell differentiation. The transcript has a single exon. Gene Ontology annotation, molecular function: RNA polymerase II cis-regulatory region sequence-specific DNA binding; DNA-binding transcription factor activity, RNA polymerase II-specific. The coding region runs from base 248 to 1144 and encodes 298 amino acids. The record is from RefSeq and is a predicted model, not a curated record. NCBI's taxonomy places the organism in Eukaryota, Metazoa, Chordata, Actinopteri, Elopiformes, Megalopidae.
CUCCAGGGACAGCUGGGUCGACACACUUAGAACUGCCUCUGGGACACAACUUUUACAGACCGCACUGUCCAAGCUUUCCAGCUCUCUACGGUGGCAGAUCUAAUUUGAACUGCCAUUCAUAACACUCAGUGUGAACACCUGCGAAGACAGUGUAAUAUUUCGUCGAGCCACUGCGGCUUUCUCCGGUACUGCGACCAAGCUGGAUUCCCGGAGCUCUUCACCAUGUCUGGCGGGUUAUAGAUACUCCAUGGAGCAGCCCAACUUCUACGAGGUCGCCCAACGACCCCUGAUGACCAGCCUGCCUCAGAAUCAGCAAAGUGCCUUUUGCUACAAAGAGCCUCCUGCAACUGGAGACUUGAGCGAGAUUUGCGAGAACGAGAACUCAAUUGACAUAAGUGCUUACAUAGACCCUGCAGCCUUCAACGACGAAUUUCUGGCCGACUUACUCCACAACAGCUCAAAACAAGAGAAAGCAAAACUGGCGAGCGGUGACUACGAUUACCCCCACGGCGCUAGCAGCGUGUCCGGGGCUCACCAGCAAGUUUACGGCUGCAUGGCGAACUACAUGGAUUCCUCAAAGCUGGAACCAAUCUAUGACAAUCCGUCUGCCACAAGAAUCAGACCUGUAGCGAUAAAGCAAGAACCCAGGGAAGACGAAGACCCCCUUCAGUCUGCAGUCCCCCCUACAUACCAUCAUUCCCACCAUCAUCAUCCGCAGCAUCUAUCGCAUCUUCAGUACCAGAUUGCGCACUGCGCACAGACAACUAUGCAUCUUCAGCCCGGGCACCCGACGCCUCCACCAACUCCUGUGCCAAGUCCCCACCACCAACAGAAUAGCCUGCCUGGCGGAUCAAUGAAGAUGAUGGGGGGCAGCGACCGAGGAAAAUCCAAAAAGCACAUUGACAAGAACAGCCCUGAAUACCGUUUGAGGAGAGAGCGAAACAAUGUUGCUGUCAGGAAGAGCAGGGACAAGGCGAAAAUGCGCAACGUGGAGACUCAACAGAAAGUCAUAGAAUUGGCAGCUGACAACGAAAGACUGCGCAAGAGGGUGGAACAUCUCACCCGGGAACUAGAGACACUAAGAGGUAUCUUCAGACAACUCCCCGAUGGGUCUUUCGUUAAAGCCAUGGGUAACUGUGCGUAAAAUUAUCUAUAGACAAGUAGGACAUUCAAAACUGGUUUCAAUGGUGUCUUGUGGAUAUUUGCCGUGUAUCUGACAGAUCCAACUCUGUUUCUAAAGGAGCCAGGCAGCUGAGGUAUACUUGUAUGUGCCUUUUGUACGAAACGAUAAGCUCAUUUUCACACGUGUAAACAGUGGUUGUAUGGUUGUUUUGUGCCUUAAUGUAAGAAUGCGCUCGCAUGUGUGUUUUUAGCUACGCUUAACAUAUCAGUGCAGCUAAGGUAGGCUACGAUUUACAUCUUAAUCUGUUAUACAAGGUUCAAAUUUAGCAUCUCCUCGUCCUUUGCCUUUGAAAUAUAAUUUUGUGUUGUGCCUUAUAGAAUAUGUAUUAAAACUGCUAAAAACUUAGUUCUCAAACGUGCUGUAUUUUUUUUGCUAACAGAAGUGUGUGCACAGGAUUUCUUGCCAUGCUUUCGUCCAGAUAUAAAUCAGACCAUUUCAGCUUUAAGGUACAUAAAGUGCUAUUUUUUCUGGCAGAACUGAAAUCAUUUUAGAGACUGUAGAUGGACUGAAUUAAAUGCCAAAGUAAAGGACUGGAAUGCAAUUGCAAUACUGUGGUAUCUGCUUCACAUAAGCAGUUUAUUUUAUGCACUAUGUGUCGUCAAAAUGCGACGAAAUGAAGCUUAUUGUAUUUUGAAAAUUGCCAUAGGUUCGGGUACUGAUCUAUUGAACGCCUCUUAGUGUACGCUUUAUAGAGUUAAAUCUUUAUAUUUAUGCUGUAUAAUUCAAAAUGUGAACGGAUGCCUCUAUAAACUGUAUUUUGCCAUAUCCAUGAUGAUUCCACACGAAGAUCACUUUGUUGUGCUUUCUCACUGGUUUUUCAGUGAAAACUGUUUCAAAGCCUGCUCUCUGUUGUCAGUUUCAUGCGCACUGUAUUUUUAUUACUGUUUUAUUAUUAUUACACUCGAGCAGACGCCGGAAUUUAGUGCCUUUUCACUUUUACGCUUGACGUUAUGGUAUCACUGGUCGAACUUUUAGGACCUGUAAGGAAAAGGAAGCACUUUUUACAAAAGCCCUGUUGCCAAUGUAUAAUACAAAUGUUUAAAUACUUUUGAAUUGUAAAAUGAACAAUAUAUAU